Messenger RNA from Manduca sexta (tobacco hornworm), 6460 nucleotides. It is a transcript of the gene nrm, whose product is annotated as hemicentin-1. Gene Ontology annotation, molecular function: cell adhesion molecule binding. Gene Ontology annotation, biological process: cell-cell adhesion. NCBI's taxonomy places the organism in Eukaryota, Metazoa, Arthropoda, Insecta, Lepidoptera, Sphingidae. Gene Ontology annotation, cellular component: cell-cell junction. The transcript has 23 exons. The record is from RefSeq and is a predicted model, not a curated record. Bases 68 to 4039 code for a protein of 1323 amino acids.
CGCAUCAGCGUUAGUGGGUAACACGGCGCGUCUCCGAUGCCGCAUCGACGGCAAGUCUUGCGGAGAGAUGCACAGCAUCAAGUGGUACAAGGCUGACUCCAGGGUGUACGUGUACUCUGCCUCCAAGGACUCGCCGAUCAACCGGCCUGAGGGAGACAUGAUGGACAGAAUUUCGAUCUCCCACGAGCCGAACGCAACUUUCGCGGAGCUGGUGAUCUCGAACGUGAAGGCUGAUGACGAGGGCGUGUUCCGCUGCGAGAUCACGUACCUGCAGGUCGGCGAGGACUGCAACACUGUGCAAGUCACCGACUUCCACACAUACAUAAAACCCAAGUCAGUGGAAGUGGUGACGGGAGAUGGCAAGGUGUUGGCCGACGGGGAGGUCCUCGGCCCUCUCUACGAGAGGACCAAGAUCAACGUGAGCUGCAUCGUGCGCGAGGGCAAGCCGCAGCCGAAGGUCGUGUGGUACUUCAACGGAGAAGAGAGACUUGACGCGGCGACGUGGACGGACGCGCGCACGGUGGUGCACUCGCUGGCGCUGACGGUGACGCGCGGCGAGCUGGCAGCGCGGCUGCUGUGCGCGGUCUCCUCCGCAGCGUUGGAGGAGCCCGUGCAGAGGAAACUCUCGCUCGACGUCAGAGUAUCCGCGAACAAGACGUACAUCACGGGCAUGGGCGCGCACGCGACGCAGGGCACGCUACUGACGCUGGAGUGCAGCGCGGGCGGCGCGCGCCCCGCCGCCUCGCUGCGGUGGUACAACGGCACCACGCUGCUCGACCCCAAGGAAAACAAUAUACACCAGCGGCAGGUUGAGAUGAGCGACACGACGUUCGAAACGUCGUCAAACCUGACGUUCGAGGCGACGCGCUUCGAGAACGGACAAAAGUUCCACUGCGAGGCGACCAACGAGGUCACCGAACACACCAACGACCAUCCCAUGCACGCCACCAGGGAGCUAGAGAUAUGGUAUCCGCCGGUGGUGCGUGUGGAGCCGACCAACAUCACUGUGAUCGAGGGCGCCAAGCUGCUGCUCAAGUGCGAGUACGAGAGUAACCCCUCCUCCCUCAACGAGGUCACCUGGUUCCGCGACGGCGAGCGUGUGAAUGUGAAUGAAACAGAUCACUACGAGGGCGGCACCACCGAGCAGCAGUCGCUGAUCAUCGUGGCGGCGCGCGGCACCGACAUGGGCAACUACACCUGCCUGCUCGCCAACCAGGUCGGCAACGGCACCAGCGACCACGCCGUGCGCGUCAACGUGCUCUUCGUCCCGCAGGUGCGGCUGACGAUGAGUGCGCCGAGCCCCGUGCUGGAGAAGGAGCACCAGAACGUGACGCUGGCAUGCGAGGUACAGUCCGGCAACCCACCGACCCUCGACGAGGUCGUGUGGUACCUGGACGGCGAGCUGCUCAAGCACCUACCCGAUUGCAACAACACCGACGCUGAAGAGAACUUAUGCAACGAGGUAGACCCAUCGAUGCUGCUGCUACAGGAUACCACCAAGAGCUUCCACGGGAACUAUUCGUGCAAGGGCAAAAACUUCGCCGGCUGGGGCAACGAGAGCGCCAAGACAGAGCUCAUCGUUAACUACCCACCCGGUCCGGCGAAGUUGACGUACUCGCCGUGGCGCGUGGUGAAGGGCAAGUCGCUGGUGCUGAGCUGCAGCGUGGCGGAGAAGGGCAGGCCCGAGGCGAACCGGUUCCGCUGGCUGCGCGGCGGCCGCACCGUCAGCGACAUCGUGUCGCAGAACUGGACCAUCGACCCGGUCACGCUCGACCACCGCACCAACUUCUCCUGCCGCGCCUUCAGCGCCGCCGGCGACGGCGCGCCCGCCACGCUCGCCAUCAACGUGCUCGCGCCGCCCAGCUUCAAAUACGCGAUGAACCACUACAGCGGCGCCCUCUACAAGUCGCAGAACAUCUCGCUGUCGUGCACGGUGGAGUGCGCGCCGCUGUGCAGCGUGCAGUGGCUGAAGAACGGGCAGGUGAUCCCUGCGAACGACACGCGGUACUACGUGCACGAGCGGCACAUCGAGCCGCAGGGCAACCGCAACGACUUCGAGGCGACCGAGUCGACGCUGCACUGGAACAUGUCGGCGUGGCCCGGCGGCGUGCUGGACCGCGCCGCCGACACCGCCUCCUACACCUGCCGCUCCUCGCGCAACCUCGCCGGCCCGCCCGUCAACAGCACCACGCAGUUCGCUGUCGAGUACGAACCGGAGAAUAUCACCGUCACGCCGAAAGUCGUGUCCGUCGUAGAGAACGAGAUACCAGCGAGGGUGGUCUGCUCGGCCAAAGGGUUCCCGAAGCCGUCGUACUCGUGGCGGCGCGUGUCGGCGAGCAAGUCGCGCGCGAAGGCGGGCGGCGGCGUGCUGUCGGCGUCGAGCGCGCUGCACCUGCCCGCGGCGGCGCGCGCGCUCGCGGGGCUGUACGCCUGCGAGGCCUACAACCGGCACGGCGCCGUCAACACCACCGUGCUGCUUGACGUCAUGUAUGCACCAGAAUGCGGCAUCAAACAGACAGAGAUCGACGGUCAUCAGGUGCUUGUCUGCUCGGCACACGCCAACCCCGCUGAGGUGUCAUUCACGUGGAAGCUGAAGAACGACAACGACUCACUGACGGAUGAGUCGAUCUGGCAGAGUGGCGCUCAGAGCUUCCUGCGGCUGAGUGCGGCCGUGGACGCGCACCGCACCUACCUGUGCUUCGCCAACAACUCCGUCGGCGUGUCGCGCGCCUGCGAGCGGGACGUCGUCGGCACAAAGGUAUGGUGGCGCGAUCCGCAGAAGCUGAUUUUGCUGGGGUGCGCGGCGCUGGCGGUGCUGCUUGUGGCCGUGGUGCUCUGCAUCAUCAUCAUCUGCAUCUGCCGCCGCAUGCGAGCCAAGUCCAAGUGUCCGCCCACCAACGGCAUAGAUAACGCGGCGAACGGCGCGCUCGGCGUGGACGGGCCGGGCCUCUACGAGAACCUGCCCUUCCACGGGCUGCAGCAGCCGCCCAACAAGCCCGUGCAGGCCAUUCCGCCGCGAGUGGUGGCGAGCGCACUCCGGCCGCGCACCGGCGACGCGCCGCGACACGUGUGCGCGCCCUACGUGCCCGACGCACCCGCCGCGCACCCCGCGCACCCCGCACACUCAGCCGACAUGUACGCCACACCGCUCCCGCCGAAGCAGCGACCUCCCCCCGCACCCCACGUACUGCUCAACCCACACUUGCCGCCGAUGGAGCCGACGCACCUCUCGCCGCGUCCCGCUGCCUCCGCCGACUCCACCACUCGAUUUAGCUCGUUAAACACUCGGCCCCAGCGCCGCCCGCCACUGUUCCACUCUAUGAGAGCACUGCGCAAGAGAAACAUGGAGCGAUUCUACCCCAAUACAGAAUACGGGGAGGAUUUUGACGAGAUAAACAAUAACAAGCAAGAGUCCGACAACGAUGCCGAUGCGCUGUACGCCAACUGUGCCACGCUGCCGCGAGAUACCGACAUGCGCUUCGAGAACCUGACCGAUUCCAUACAGAUCUGCGAGGAGAGCGGACCGGGCGUCGGUGAGGCGGUGACGCCGGCGCGGCCGGUGCCCGCGCCCCGCACCCGUGCAGUCCCCGCGCCUGCGCUCGCCCGCGACCACGUCUACAUCAACCUGUCCAUGCCGCUCAUCAACACGCGCCUCUCCAAGUACACGGACACGGUGGACGUGCCGCUCCGCGCCACCAGCUCCGCGGCAGACCUCAGGCAUCACACGGAGACUGAUGAUGGCACUGACGUUGUCGAUUUUACAAAACCAAAUAUAGUGGCUGCAACGCCCAAGAAGAAUACGGCAAUGACAUUACCAUCCACGUCACUGGUGAAAUCAGUGCUGGAACAGUUUGGUGGUUAUGAGGGUGCGGGGAAGACGCAAAAGGCGUUACAAGGGAUGCGGGGAGUGCGGGUGGCCAUCGCUCCGGAGGGCACGCUGCACAUCCCGCCGCUCAGCGAGAAGCCGGUGCGCCGCAGUCAUUCGAUCGCCGGCGACGGUCAGGAGCGCUUUGCCAAGAGCGACACGUACAUAUAUUAGAACAAGCCGUUCCGCCCUGAAGACCAGUUUAUAUACGCGGACGCCGAGAUGAAGGACUACGGCCCCAUCGACUACAAGGGCGCCUCCAUCUACGCGCAGAUGAAGAAGAUAAAGGGCCAGCAGCGCUUGCAGCAGCUGCGCGACGAGCGCGACAGCCCCGACAUGCUGUGACGCACCGUGUCACCCCCCGCGUCCCCGCCCUGCGCCACCCCCCGCGUCACCAUCGGACGGCCCUUGCGUGGUGUCGUGCGCUCUAGUGCGUGUACAUACGUGUAAAUAUGUACAGUUGUGGAAGGUGCGACGAACUUGUGUUGAACCUGCACGACUCCUGUGCUUGUGUUGGCGAGCCCGCAGUUUGUUCGUGAGCCGCGCGUCGCCCGCGUGUGUCGCACUCACGCCACACGCACUGCCCCCGCGUUGCUCUUGUAGUUGUCGCGGUAUCCGUCCAAGCGGCGCUGACUCACGCCAGCUCCUGCAUGACACAACUUCUGCCUGUCGACCUAUCUGUUAAUAAUACAAUUAAAACCAUACCUACUGAAUGGAAUUUUUAUAAAUAAAAAGUUUGUCGUACGACAUCACGUUUAUUUUGUUUAUUCCUUGCUAAUGUGAGAAUAAUAAUGCGAAAUGGACAAAGAUUUUCGAACCACUUUGAAUAUGAGAUAAUCCAGACAAUCCCGUCUCGAAAUCCUCCAUUUCUAAAUGCUGACUAAGCCAGGUCCAACUCAUCUCCUCUUCAAAAAUGCCUUGGUUAAGGUGUUAUAUUUUACAAACAAUAAACUAAAUUCCUUUGCAGUAAAUUCUCAUGCACUAGGUAUCAUGUGCCGCGGGUGGAGGUAGCGUGUGGCACUUGCGCUCACGCACCAACGAGACGUUAACAAUCGCUCGCACGCGUAUACUGUGCCAUGCAAUCAGGACAUUGCACGAAGUAUGUAAUAUUAUGUUUAUUUGCGAGGGAUCUUCCGAUCUUAUUGAUGUUAACACAUGGCCCGCGCCAGCGAUUCAUUGAGAGCAGCAUUGUGAGUGCGACAGAGGCGGGCGCUCGAGUGGUCGCGGGCGGCGCCGCCACGGGACUAGUGCACGCACGCGGCGCCGCCCGCCGCUACACCCACUAGCGACAAAUUAAUACUAAACAUAGUGAAGUUUUGUACAUAAACAACUUGUUAUUGUCAAAUAGUGUUAAUAAAUUAAUUUAUGGAUUUUUAUACAUCUUUGUUUUAUUUCAUGCCCAUCGACAACUACUAAUAAGAAUAGGGUGUUUGACUGGUGUAACCAAAAAAUAUAAAACUGAUCCAGGAGAAAGAAUAGUGGGCGACAAUAUUUAUCAAAUAGAUUUUUUUAUUUUAAACGUAUUGUAAAUUUUUUAUAUAUGUCAUUAAAAUUUAGAAUUUUAAAUCUGUAUCCCUCUCGGCCUAAAACGACGCGAUGCCGGCCGCCAUUCCUAGUGACGUCAUCUCUCAUAAACAUUGCAUCAUUCAAUACAAUAAAUAUAUAGUAACGACUGCAUGACACAUAGAACAACAGAUGGCACGCACUCAUGACUUAAAAAAACCGAAGUUACAAAAACCAUAGUUUAUAUUUGACACUUAUAUUAAAACAUUAUUUUUUUGGUGACAACAUUUAUAACAUAAUAUACAACUAUAAACUUACAUUGAAAUGAACUUCACAAAAAUAACUCGCAGAUUUAUCCGACGUAUAUUUUGGAUCUCGUUGUGCUAAAGUCACCACUUCUUUCUUAAAUCUUUUGAUUUCGGCACAUGAAUGAACAAUUUAUCAGGAGUAUGUGGUGUUGAGUUAUUACGUAAAGGCACUGAACAAUAUUUAUAUGCAUAUUCUUUUUUUGUGGGAAAAGUUACAACUAACAGAUAUAAAUCGUAGACAAUUUGUUUUGUUGUAAGGUGCAGGUUAGGUGUCACAACUGUCACGAAUGAUUGUAUAUGGGCGAUGACAUCACACAGGGAAAACGCCACGCGACAACGCGUUUUAGCGCGAAAUUAUAAAUGACAAAAGAAAAUCAAGGAUAUUUAAUAAAUUGAGCAUAUUUUAACAAUAAAAAUAUAAUUCAUGCUAUAAGUGAAUAGUCCUCUAUCGUAGUACAAACAUUUUAAAAAAUUGUCAAACAUCCUAUACAGUACAUACUACAUUAAUCUUGAAUAAAUUAAUCUGCUCUAUUAUAAAAUUCCUGUCGAUCUCUAAAGGCUCUCGUUUUAUAUCAUGUAACUGAAAGAAAGGGGUAAGGUAAGGGUACCAUUUCCCAUAAAUAACGAACAAAAAAAGUACAACAUCCAAACUACUUUGAUUAAUAACAGGUACAUUGCACGACACUGAGCCAUCAAACUUAUGUACCUGUGACGUAGUGAUUAAGAGAGUACUUAUAAUGUGUCUCUUUGUAUUGAAGGCAUUAAUAAACGUACCAUAUAUAAA